Molecule: messenger RNA, 657 nt
Organism: Cercopithifilaria johnstoni
Lineage: Eukaryota; Metazoa; Nematoda; Chromadorea; Rhabditida; Onchocercidae
Source: the annotation of a GenBank genome assembly
AUGCGGAAGCGCUACUGUGGUAAAUGUAAUCUACCGGUAUAUUUUGCGGAGCUGGUGCAAGCUGCCGGACGAUCGUGGCACAAAAAUUGUUUCCGUUGUGCAAAAGCGGAAUGCGGCAAAUUCAUGGAUAGUCGAUCGUACAAUGAUCACAAAGACCAGCUCUACUGUAAUCACUGCUAUAAAUAUCUGUUUGGGCCUAAAGGUGUCGGUUACGGUAUUGGUGCCGGAGUCUUAUUUACAGCCAGUGGCAAAUGCAAAGAUUCAAAUGAACGAAGUGAAUUCGACAGCGGUGCUUCUAGUGAAAGACGACAUGCAAUAAUGGAGACAAAUCAGUCAUAUUUAAUUCCCAACUUUUGUAACACAACUAGGAAGAGCGGAAAUGCUAUUACAAGUGCUGCAGUCACUUGCCGCAGAUGUUCAAAAAAAGUAUACGAUGCUGAAAAAAUAUUAGCAGGCGGUAUGGCCUGGCAUUAUGAUAAAUGUUUUGUUUGCGAAAUUUGCAAAAAAUUACUGGAACCGAGAACAGUAUGCGUUCGAUGUGGUGUCUUAUAUUGCAACUCUUGUUAUGCAAAAGAAUUUGGACCUCAAGGCUAUGGUCGUGGCGUCGGUGCCGGAAUUUUGCAAACUCGUAGGCAUUGCAGAGGACUUCAAUGGUAA